Molecule: messenger RNA, 2691 nt
Organism: Sinocyclocheilus rhinocerous
Lineage: Eukaryota; Metazoa; Chordata; Actinopteri; Cypriniformes; Cyprinidae
Product: lamina-associated polypeptide 2, isoforms beta/gamma-like
Exons: 15
Coding region: 77-2188 (703 amino acids)
Molecular function (GO): DNA binding
Source: RefSeq, a predicted model, not a curated record
UCUCCUAAGAUGGUCACUGAUCCCAUAAAAUAAAUCAGUCUCAGCCAGCGAUAGUGUUCUGCUCAAGCUAACAGACAUGUCGGAAUUUCUGGAGGACCCGUCUGUGCUCACUAAAGAUAAGCUUAAAAGUGCACUGCUGGCCCAUAAUGUGGCUCUGCCGAACGGCGACCAGAAGAAGGACGUGUACGUGCAGCUGUACUUGAAGAAUCUGUCCGCGCAAAACAAAAAGAGCAGCGGCUCUCCGGAUGUCUUCUCCAGCGACGAGGAACUGCCUCCAGCCCCCGUGGUCUCCAACAGGAGCCGCUCUGGCAGGAAAGCCACCAGGAAAACUGACAAAGUUCGUCCAGAGGAUGUUGAUGUCACCGAAUUGAGCAACGAUGCUUUGAAAGACCUGUUACUGAAGUAUGGCCUGAACGCUGGACCCAUUGUUGCGUCCACUCGGAAGGUCUACGAGAAGAGGCUUCAGAAGCUGUUGGAUCAAGGUCCUCCUGAGACUGUGACCCCUCCCUCAGAGACGUCACAGACAGACGGCAGCCAGAAUGGCAACACAGACUCAGACCAGUACAGCGACAAAGAGGAAGAAACGGUAGCUCCAGCCCCUGUGUUUGUGCCCGAACCUGAACCGGAAGUAGUGGCCGAGCCGAUCCCAGUUGUGGAGAGACCAAUCAGGAGCAGAGGGAAAACGCCAGUGACCAGCAGAACACGCAGUGGCCAGCACAACAGGGAGGAUGAGGAACAUAAGCAGGAGGAAGAUAUGCCGGUUUUGAACAUUAAGAGAAAGUUGAAGAGAUCUUCUCACAGGCUGGAUCAGAUAAUUCCUGCAAGCGACGACACCGAGAACUCUGAGCUCUCAUCUGCAGAGUACUUCCCUGUUACUCAAGACAGGAGAAGAACAGGACUUGUGGCAACAAGAAAAGAGCCCAGACCUUUGCUCACAGACAAGACGUCAAAGCUCUCAUCUAAGACUGAAUUUCUGAGACGACGCAGCGCACCAGUCCGCUCAUAUCGGCCUGAUUUGAAUGAGGCUCCUGUUACUGAUAAGGAUUUCUCUGAGUCCUCAGUUUUGAAGGAGGUCUCUAUUCCUCUGGUGAGGAUGAAAGUACAACCUUUGGUAGAGCCAAAGGAUCCCAAACCCUCAAAGCGCUCCUCCAUGUCUGCAACUAACUGGGCAGAAUCACUAAAAUGGCACAACUCUCCUUACCAGUCUGCCUUAUCCGGUUUACAUGGCGCCACUCCUGCUGACAAGUUUGAUGAGAAUGCCGCUGAAUUCACUUCCCCUCUGAUUAGACCAUCCAAUCGAGAGCCGCUCGUUUCCCUGCUUAAUACUGCUUGCGUUGAGGUGGAUGGCCAGGGUAUGCAGGACAUACUGAACUGUAGACCUUCGAGCCGUUCUCCUGUGGCACAGGAAGUCAAAUCUGUCACAGUAUCGAAGCUCUCAAAGCCUCAUUUGAGUCAAACCAAACCUUCCAAACCCUUGAUGGACAUGGUGAUCCGUCUUUCACCUUCCUGUGAUGGCCGAAGAGAGGUUUUCCCAUCACACUCAGUUUCUUUUAGGGAUUCUUCCCCCCGUACAGUUUCAGAGGACUCUCUUCCUGUCUCAUAUGACCAUUCCCAGGAGAGCUUUGGCUCACCAAAGACCAAGACUAGACAGUCCAAAAUCACCCCUUUCUUUUCCCAAAUCACUUCUGUCCGAGGACUUGAUAGCAGCCAGACGGAGACGCCAAAGACAGCAAUGGUUGAAAAGGUGUCUGCUAUUGAUCAGACCCCGAGGACGGUAGAGAGAGAUGUGCUUAAAGAGAUCUUUCCCAAUGAAAACCUCAGCACCCCUACUGGAAUCAGUGCUACCUGUCGCCGACCAAUCAGAGGAGCAGCUGGCCGGCCCCUGGUCGGUGACACAUGGCUGGACGAAUCCCGUCUCCGUCUUAAGGAGCUCAGAGAAACCAGCUCCUUCUCCACCUACACAGAGACCCGAUCUGUUCCACGUGUGACCGCCGUCCCUCUAACCGCUUCCAAGCCCGUGGCGCCCCCUGCUGUGAAGACCAGAGCGCGGCGCAGCCUGCCUGUGUGGGUGCAGCUUCUGCUGCUCACUGCAGUCGCUGGAUUCCUGUUCUUUGUCUACCAGGCCAUGGAGACUAAUGAGGUUGGACUCUUCAAGCAGAGCGGAGCAGAUGAUGGCACCAGCAAAUGAAUGUUAUGCGGAUCGCCCCAGUCUUUUCCCUCUUUAUCAUACUCAGCCAGUACGUCUCUGUUGAUACAGCAGCCGUGGACUUUUAUCUGCGAUCUUUAUAGAUUCAUACAAAGACAGAAAGCCCCAGCUUUUGCAUCAUGUCUGUUCAUACCCUCUUCCAAAUGAACCAGUUUAGAGGAAUGAAGCCUGGUUUUAAUUUUAAAACGGUCACUUUUCUUGCCUUUUGUAUGUUGAGUGUGUGUGCGCGUUUCAUUUGUACAUUAUUUUACAGAUAAUUGUUGGUGCUGUCAAUGAAUGUGAGUCUAACUGAGUUGAAGUGCUGAAGGAAUUGGCUAAAUACACUUGUUUUGUUUGUAAACUACAUUUAGUGUCUACUUGUGACUAUUUUUGCAUUUAUUUUCACAUGUAGCUCUUUAUAGGUGCCGUAUCUUAACAUUGACGGCCCUUGUAGUAUUUGUGUAUGUUGUUGAAAUACAAAUAUUUUCAAUAAACUCUUUUGCAAU